Paramecium sonneborni is the source of this 916-nucleotide messenger RNA. Lineage: Eukaryota; Ciliophora; Oligohymenophorea; Peniculida; Parameciidae. The record is from the annotation of a GenBank genome assembly.
AUAUAUGGCAUAUUACGGAGUUGGAUUACCAACUACUAUUUAAGAAUUAGUUUUUAGAUUUAGAAAUCAUGUUUGUAAAGCAAAUCCUUAUUGUACUUUAUCAAGAUUAAAGUAUUAAGAAAUUCAAUAUAUAUUAGAGCAAUAUUUUAAUAAUAUGAUAAAAAUGGUAACGGAAAACUAAAUCUAGAAGAAUUAGAUAAUUUAUUAAAGAGUGUAGGAAUGUACUUAAAAAUUGUUGAAUUACAAGCAUUACUGAAGUAUUUUGAUAAAGAUAGUGAUGGAUUUUUAAGUUUUCGAGAAUUUUUAACUUUUAUUAGAGAAGAAAUGAAUGAAAGAAGAAAAGCUAUGGUACUGAAAGUUUAUGAAAGUUAAUAAAAUAAUAAAAUAACAUCAGAUUAUUUAAGUAUAAUAAAGAUAAUAAAUUUAGGAUAAAUAUAUAAGAUUGAUAAUUUAACAGAUGGAAUGAAAACAUUUAUUGAUAAUAUACGUGUUGGAGAUGAAUUAACAUAUGAAUAAUUUUUAGAUUUUCAUGAAGAACUUUCAUUAAAUAUAGCAUCAGAUGAAACAUUUACAUCUAUUUUAUCUAAAGCAUGGAAUAUUGAUGAAAAAUAAGAAGACACUGCAUUUUAAGAAUAUUUAUAGAAUAGUUUAAAAUAAAUUAAAGAAAGAGUUAUUACAAGAGCUGGAGGUCUAAAUUUUGUUAUUAAUGUUUUUAAAGAAUUUGAUACUAAUAAAUCUAAAGAUUUAUCUAUUAGUGAAUUUAUUUUUUUACUAAAAAAAGUAUAUACAAAAUUUUAAUUUUUAGCUUGAAUUAGAUUGGAAUAAAGCAGUAAUUAAUAGAGUUUAUAGAAUUAUGGAUAAAAAUGAUAGUGGAUCAAUAGAAGAGCAAGAAUUCUUAACAUUUUUUUAAAAUUGA